Sipha flava (yellow sugarcane aphid) is the source of this 1396-nucleotide messenger RNA. RefSeq names its product quinone oxidoreductase-like protein 2 homolog. The transcript is spliced from 7 exons. Bases 67 to 1146 code for a protein of 359 amino acids. NCBI's taxonomy places the organism in Eukaryota, Metazoa, Arthropoda, Insecta, Hemiptera, Aphididae. Gene Ontology annotation, cellular component: mitochondrion. The record is from RefSeq and is a predicted model, not a curated record. Gene Ontology annotation, molecular function: oxidoreductase activity.
UUGAAAAAUAAAUAUUUUUAUUUUACAUUUGUUUGUUAAUAUUUUAAUUUCUUUUAAGCUUUAAAAAUGAAAUUUAUCACUCGUGGUUUUGGUAAGCUAAGUGUAAACUAUAAAAUUCGAAAUGUUCGUUCAAAAUUCACAAGAGCAGCUGUAUUAAAAGCUGUUAAUGAACCAUUGGUUUUUGAAGAUUUUAAAAUAUCUGAUAAACUUAAAGAAGGCCAACUCAGAAUUGCUGUUAAAUAUUGUGCUGUGAACAUGUCUGAUGCUACAAUUUGUUCUGGAUUAUCUGAACAUAAACCACAAUUGCCAUUUGUUCCUGGUUUUGAAUUAGUUGGCGAAGUAAUAGAAUCUAAACUUACUAAUAAUAAUGAAGAAGAAGAAGACAUAUCAGUUGGUGAUAGAGUAUUGGUUUUAAACAAAGAAAUCAUGGGUGGAUUUGCUGAAGAAUGUAUUGUUAAUGAAAAAGAUGUUUUUGGAGUACCUUCAGAAUUAUCUUAUGAAACUGCUGUGUCAAUUGGGGAUAGUUACGCAACAGCUUUAAUAGGAUUAGCGCGUCGUGCAAAUCUGAAAAAGGAUCAAACUAUUUUGGUAACAGCAGCUGCUGGUGGUUUAGGCCUGGCAGCUGUAGAUAUAGCUGCAAAUAUGUGUAAAGCUAAGGUUAUUGGAGCUUGCCGAUUAGAAAAAUAUACAUCUAUAGUACGAGAUAAAGGAGCAUUUAUUUCAUUUGAAAUUAAGAAUCCUGAAUCUAUGUGUAAAAGAGUAUUAAAAGAAACUGAAGGAAAAGGAGUUGAUAUUGUGUUUGAUGCCGUUGGAGGAGAAAUUUUCCCAUCAGCACUAGAUUGUGUUGGCCAUGAAGGAAAAGUAGUAGUUGCAGGUUAUUCAUCAUUGCAACUUCCUCAGUUAAAUGUUAACGAACUACUCCGUCGUCCUUCUUUUAGUUUAAUUGGUGUAUCUUUAAAUAACUAUCGUACUCACUCAGUCAAUAUAUAUAGACAAUCAGUCAAAGAUGUUUUAACUAUGGGCAAAAUGGGUGUGAUUAGUCCAAAUAUUUCAGAAAUAUUAAAACUUGAACAAAUAAAUGAAGCCUUAGAACAUUUUUCUAUGGACAAAAGCAGUGGUAAAAUUCUAUUAAAGAUCACUGAUUAAUUGGGGAGACGCAGUCACCCCUGACGAGCCGCCCCUGAUGAUGAUUAUGAAAUUAUUCAAUAUUUAAAUUAUCAACAUCGUGUCUAUACUGUACACGAAAAAAUAAAUCAUAUACUUGCGUUGGAUGACCAUAAUUUUAGGUUGAUAUUUAGAUUAGGAAAAAAUGUUAUUCGUCAUACAUUAGAAAAAAUUGAACGCGAAAUAGCUUCAUAAACUGAUAGGUGAGUUUAAACAUGCGUCUGUUGCAUAA